AUGUAUUCUUCGUCCGACUUCCUGGAGGAGAAUUGCUGAGUAGUGCCUCUCAUAUCCUAUAGAAUCAUAAAUGGCACUCCGGCGCGAUUGGGAAGAUAUCCGUGGAUGGCCUUUCUGCACAUGCGCCGGAUCGCUUGUUUUCCAAUUAUGAUGUAUAUUUCGAUUGCAGUUCGUAUCCAAGCCAUCUGCGUUUUCCAUCAUAGACGUAUGCAGUUGGUGUUGGAUGAGUUCACCUGGUUCAAGGCCACUGGCUGGGGGCUCAGGUCUGGCGAUGCGAAUACCAAUUCAUCCCGCGUUCUCUUUGAAGAAAAACAGAACUUUCUUAGCGGACAGAUCUGUGCCGGAAAUGAUGAUGCUAACCUUUGUAGUGGGGAUUCCGGUUGUCCGCAAGGUUGGUACGUAUGGAUUUCCGGCGAGCAUCGCUUCGUCCAGAUGGUCAUCGCUAGCUACACGUAUGAAAAUUGCAGCGGAGUUAGCAUUCUCACGGACGUGGUUCGAUAUGGCAAAUGAAACAAAAAGGUAAAAUACUUCACCGAUGGGAUACGAUAUGACAGAUGCGUACAGAUCAAGAUGUAG
Messenger RNA from Drosophila simulans, 576 nucleotides. RefSeq lists its product as uncharacterized. NCBI's taxonomy places the organism in Eukaryota, Metazoa, Arthropoda, Insecta, Diptera, Drosophilidae. The record is from RefSeq and is a predicted model, not a curated record.